AUAGCCUCGGCCCAACGGUAUCACUCGGCCAAUGCACCCACCAUCCGCCGGACGGCACCAACUGCAACUCAUCAAUCUUCCCCAACCUGAUUCCAGUCGCGAAGCGGAAUGCGACGAAUGCCCGGACCCUUGACAAAGUGCCUAGGCUCGCAAACCAGUGCCCCACACGAAAAGGGCCGACCUGUCCCCGCCGAUCUCCCGCGGCUCUAAGUAGAGCUGCCCUGGACUUCGUGCGAAUCCCGUCUUUCGUCCGCUUGCCCUGUGAUCGCGAGACGCACGCCGUUCAUUUUCCUCCCUCUUCCCCUCUCUCACUUUCGCAGCGCAUUGUUCUCCAUUCUCUACUCUCGACAAAGUUGGGAUGUUCUCCGCCAUCGUAAGGAAAGAGGCCCGGUCUCCCGCUCUCAGAACGCUCCUCUCCAGGACCACCGCCACGAGGAUAACAGCCAUGGCGCCAGUAAGCAGAAGGAAUAACAGCUCCCUCCCGGCGGGGUACGUCGAGGACAAGUCCAAGGGGCCCAUGCUCCGUUUCCAGGACUCGCUGCCGCGCCUUCCUGUUCCAACGCUGGAGGAGACCGCUGCGCGGUAUCUCAAAUCCCUCAAGCCACUACUCACGCCCUCGGAGCUCGAGGCCAGCACCAAGGCGGUGCAGGAAUUCAUCGCCCCCAACGGCCCGGGCCGCAAGCUGCAGGAGAAGCUUGUUGCCCGGCGUGAAGACCCCAAGAUCAAGAACUGGAUGUACGAGUGGUGGAACGAUGCGGCCUACCUCAGCUAUCGCGACCCCGUGGUGCCCUAUGUCAGCUACUUCUACUCACACCGGGACGACCGGAGGCGGCGCGACCCCGCCAAGCGGGCGGCGGCCAUCACGACCGCAGCGCUCGAGUUCAAGAAGCAGGUGGAUGCAGGUACCCUCGAACCCGAAUACAUGAAGAAGUUGCCCAUCUGCAUGGACAGCUACAAGUGGAUGUUCAACGCCAGCCGGGUGCCUGCCAAGCCCGCCGACUACCCGGUCAAGUUCGACCACACGCAGAACAAGCACAUCCUGGUCAUCCGGAAGAACCACUUCUUCAAGGUUGCGCACGAGGUGGGCGGCAAGCAGCUCAACACAUCAGAACUCGAGCAUGCGUUCCUCCGGGUCUAUGAACUGGCUGGCGAGCGUGCGCCGGCUGUCGGUGCGUUGACCUCGGAGAAUCGCGAUGUGUGGACGGAUGCGCGGGCCGUGCUGCUGGCGGCCGACCCCUCCAACGCAAAGGCCCUCGAAGCUAUCGAUUCCGCCUCCUUCGUCAUCUGCUUGGAUGACGCUAAACCGGUCACACUCGAGGAGCGCGCGCACGCCUACUGGCACGGCGACGGCCAGAACCGGUGGUAUGACAAGCCGAUGCAGUGGAUUGUCAACGACAACGGGACGGCCGGUUUCAUGGGCGAGCACAGCAUGAUGGACGGCACCCCGACCCACCGAUGUAAUGACUACGUCUGCGAGGUCAUCUUCAACAACAAGCUUGACUUCUCCGACCCCAGCGUCCGGUCCAACCUUCCCGAGCCGCAGGAGAUCAAGUUCGUCGUGACCAAGGAGGUGCAGGCCGAGAUUGACCGCGCUGUGCGCGACUUCAACAACGUCAUCGGGCAGCACCAGCUGGCCGUGCAGGCCUACCAGGGUUACGGCAAGGGCCUGAUCAAGAAGUUCAAGUGCUCGCCGGACGCCUACGUGCAGAUGAUCAUCCAGCUGGCCUACUUUAAGAUGUACGGCAAGAACCGGCCGACCUACGAGUCCGCCGCGACCCGGCGCUUCCAGCAGGGGCGCACCGAGACGUGCCGCACCGUGUCGGAGGACAGCGUGGCGUGGUGCCGUGCCAUGGCGGACGAGAGCGUGGACAACAACACGCGCGCGGCGCUCUUCCGCAAGGCCAUCGACGCCCACCUCGAGUACAUCGGCGCCGCGUCGGACGGCAAGGGCGUCGACCGCCACCUGUUCGGCCUCAAGCGCCUGCUCGAGCCAGGCCAGGAACCCCCCGCGCUCUACAAGGACCCGGCCUACAGCUACUCGUCGUCGUGGUACCUGUCAACCAGCCAGCUGAGCUCCGAGUACUUCAACGGCUACGGGUGGAGCCAAGUCAUCGACGAGGGCUUUGGCAUUGCUUACAUGAUCAAUGAAAACAGCAUCAACUUCAACAUCGUCUCCAAGGGCCUGGGCAGCGACAAGAUGAGCUUCUACCUCAACGAGGCCGCUGGCGAUAUCCGUGACAUGAUGAUGCCCACGCUGGAGACGCCGAAGGCCAAGCUCUAAAACAGCUCGCCUUGUUAACGGGCGGCCGGUUAUUUCUUGGAUAGGGAUUUAGACGCGUGAUAGAUGUCAUCAUACUUAGCGGCGGCAUCCUUUCAAUCUGUCUUGUUAGAAGGAUAGGUUGCAUCCUCCUAUUUGCGACGCUCAGCAAAGAUGUCUUUUGCUCAUAGAGAGGCGUUGUAUAGCCACCUAGCUGUAUUUAUCAACUUGUACCAAUGGACU
Molecule: messenger RNA, 2500 nt
Organism: Chaetomium strumarium
Lineage: Eukaryota; Fungi; Ascomycota; Sordariomycetes; Sordariales; Chaetomiaceae
Product: acyltransferase ChoActase/COT/CPT
Exons: 3
Coding region: 359-2281 (640 amino acids)
Biological process (GO): carnitine metabolic process
Cellular component (GO): peroxisome; mitochondrion
Molecular function (GO): carnitine O-acetyltransferase activity
Source: RefSeq, a predicted model, not a curated record